Nymphaea colorata (pocket water lily) is the source of this 1497-nucleotide messenger RNA. RefSeq lists its product as uncharacterized. Gene Ontology annotation, biological process: tRNA methylation; rRNA base methylation. The record is from RefSeq and is a predicted model, not a curated record. NCBI's taxonomy places the organism in Eukaryota, Viridiplantae, Streptophyta, Magnoliopsida, Nymphaeales, Nymphaeaceae. The transcript is spliced from 8 exons. Bases 290 to 1228 code for a protein of 312 amino acids. Gene Ontology annotation, molecular function: iron-sulfur cluster binding; RNA methyltransferase activity.
UUUUUAACUGUAAAAGAGGGCCCGGGAGGCUUCCUCGAGUCUGUCCUCGCCAUAAUCCUUCCUUCUAUGUGAUGAAAGGAGCCAUGGCGGUGCACUCGAUUUUCGACGUUGGGUUGCUGAAGACCGAGCUGGAAGAAGCUGGAAUUAGCGCCAACUUCAUUCCCGUCAUCUGGAAGACUACCAUUUCUUAAUAUCCAGGUACAUUCUUGAUCAACCCAACUGUCAGAUCAAUGACGUUCCAUCGUUGCCUUCUGCUGCCUACCCUGUACUGGUUUCCAAAUUUAGACCGAUGACGUCUAUCGUGGAAUUAGUUACAAAUUCUGAAGACAAGGUUACCACUAAAUUGCUUGUCAGAUUGCAGAAUGGUUCUCAUGUUGAAGCUGUUAUUAUGAGAUAUGACACACGUCUCGGGAAGUAUGGUGGCAAACCUCGACCUGGAGGUCCAAGGUCAACUUUAUGCAUAUCAUCUCAGGCAGGUUGCAAAAUGAGUUGCAAAUUUUGCGCUACAGGAAGUAUGGGAUUUAAGUGUAAUCUGUCAUCAGGGGAGAUUGUGGAGCAACUGGUUCACGCAUCUUUUAUCUCAAGCAUUAGAAAUGUUGUUUUUAUGGGAAUGGGGGAACCACUGAACAACUAUACAGCAGUAGUUGAAGCAGUCCAGUCCAUGAUAAGCUUCCCAUUUCGAUUAUCACCAAAGAGAAUUACCAUAUCUACUGUUGGCAUUAUCCCUGCUAUCAAGAAGUUAAAAGAUGACUUGCCAAAUGUGAGACUUGCCGUCUCUCUUCAUGCUCCCAUUCAAGAUAUAAGGUGUCAGAUAAUGCCUGCUGCCAGUGCCUUUCCUCUGCAAAGGCUUAUGGAUGUUUUACAUCUGUAUCAGGAGAAGUGUGGCCAGAAAAUCUUCAUUGAAUAUAUCAUGCUUGACGGCAUCAAUGAUCAAGAGCAGCAUGCUCAUGAGCUUGGGAAGUUGCUUAAAACACUUGACGUGGUUAUUAACUUGAUACCUUUCAAUGCAAUCGGUAGUUCAAGUCAUUUUAUGAGCAGUUCUGAGCAGAAUGUGAAAAAGUUUCAGAAGAUGUUGAGAGAAGUUUAUAAAAUUCGGACAACAGUUCGCAAACAAAUGGGCCAGGACAUAAGUGGUGCGUGUGGUCAAUUGGUAAUUAAGAUUUCAAAGCCAACUUCCCAACUCAGUGCCAGCAUGGAAUUGCCAGAUAUUGAAGAUCUUCAUACCUAAGUGCGAACUGAAAGUAGAACUUUUGUUACCAGAAAUAUGCAGGUGUUCAAUCUGUAAAAGAAACCUUGUGACUGCUCAUCUUAAUGAAAAAAUUAUACUUUCAUGAAAAAUUUCUAGUGUCCAUGAAUUUUCUUAUGAAAGACCAACUAGAUUGUAGCACAAAAGGGAAUAUUGGGAAUUGCUUUUCGAUUGAACUCAAGGGAAUGGUAUUGACAUUUUCCAUGUAAAAGGCACCAUAAUAUCUGAGUUAUCACAUUCUAUUAGCUACA